AUGGCUGACAUCCUGGAACUCCGGACAGAUGGGAACUCUCUGCUGAAGGCGGUGUGGCUGCGGCGGCUCAGACUGACCAGGUUGCUGCUGGAGGGUGGGGCUUACAUUAAUGAGAGUAACGAGAGAGGAGAGACUCCUCUGAUGGUGGCAUGUAUGUCCUCACAUUCUGACCAGCAGAGCGUCAGCAAAGACAAACUGGUCAAAUACCUUCUGGAUAACCAGGCAGAUCCUAACAUCCAGGACAAGGCAGGCCGCACUGCCCUGAUGCACGCAUGCAUACACCGUGCUGGGCACGAGGUGGUGGAGCUGCUGCUGAGUAAUGGAGCUGACCCAAGCCUAGAAGAUCGCACUGGGGCCUCAGCUCUGGUCUACGCCAUCAAUGCAGAUGACAAGGAAACUCUCAAACUGCUACUAGACGCCUGCAAGGCCAAAGGCAAAGAGGUGAUUAUCAUCACUACAGACAAGUCCCCCUCAGGGACUAAAACCACCAAGCAGUACCUGAAUGUGCCCCCUUCCCCAGAGCUGGACAAUCGCUCCUUCUCCACAUUCUGUACCUCUCCAUCAGACAUUGAGGUGACGGCUGAGACAGAACAGCAGAACUCUGUCUUCAGCUUUCAAACCAAGAUGAAAAUGUCCAGUUCAACAGGGAAACCCUCAAAUGGUCCUAGUUCUCCAAGCCGACGGCCCACUAACCCAAAACGUGCACGUCUGCCUCAGCUGAAGAGGCUGCAGUCAGAGCCAUGGGGGCUCAUAGCACCCUCUGUGUUAGCUGCUGCUGCUGCUGCUCAGGAGGAGAGUAAGAAAGCCAGCUGUGAGGAAGUGGUUUCAGGAAUAAAUGGACUGUCCCUGAGCAAGAGGCCGGUUUUAUCUCGACACAACAGUGUGGAUGGGAAAGACAGUAUGUUUCCUAUAAUGGGGGAGCAACCACGUAAAAUGAGCACAUCCCUGUCAGUGCCCCCCACAUCAAAAACCUCAUAUGAGCGCUGUGUGAGCCAGCACCAGCCCCUGGCCCGCCGCAGCACCGUGCCCUCAGAACAGGAUGUGCCCAGGAGGAGAGUGGGGAAUGAGCACUACGACUCAGACUCACAGCUGUAUUCUGAUUCUGUCUCAGACUCUCCCAAAGUCCCACUGGAGAGGAGAAAACUCAAUACCUCUCCUCUGGCACUGCUCACUAGCUCCAGAGAGUCUUUGGACAGCAACAGCAGCACAUCAUCUCCCAGCACGGCUCGUAGACGAGCUCCCGGCCUGCUGGAGCGCCGGGGCUCAGGCACUCUGCUCCUGGACCACAUCUCACACACUCGGCCCGGACAGCUGCCUCCCCUCAAUGUCAACCCAAACCCCCCUAUUCCAGACAUAGGAGUCAGUAGCAAGCCCUCCUCUCCUCUGGCCUCAGGCAUCAGAUCCAUAGCUCCAGUAGCACCCAACACACCAAAGAGAGGCGGCCUAGUGUCCAAGAAGAAGCUGGUGAGAAGGCACUCUAUGCAAGUGGAGCAGAUGAAGCAGCUCUCAGAUUUUGAAGAGUUGGUGGCCCAGCCAGUGGUGGAGAUGGACGGAGAUGAGAUGACCCGUAUCAUCUGGGAGUUCAUCAAGGAAAAGCUGAUCUUGUCCAACGUGGACGUGGAGCUGAAGUACUAUGACCUGGGCCUGCCGUACCGGGACCAGACUGACGACCAGGUCACCAUUGACUCUGCCCUAGCCACAAAGAAGUACCACGUUGCGGUUAAAUGUGCCACCAUCACACCAGACGAAGCUCGAGUGGAAGAGUUCAACCUAAAGAAAAUGUGGAAAAGCCCAAAUGGUACCAUCAGAAACAUUCUUGGUGGGACAGUGUUUAGAGAGCCAAUCAUCUGCAAGAACAUUCCCCGGCUGGUUCCCGGCUGGACACAGGCCAUCACCAUUGGCAGACACGCCUUUGGAGACCAGUACAGAGCCACAGACUUUGUUGUGAACCAGCCAGGAAAGUUCAAGAUCAUCUUCUCCCCCAGUGACGGCAGCGCUCCCUCAGAGUGGGAGGUGUACGAUUUCCCCGCUGGAGGCUGUGGCAUGGGCAUGUACAACACUGACGAGUCCAUCACAGGCUUCGCUCACAGCUGUUUCCAGUAUGCCAUCUCCAAGAAGUGGCCCCUGUACAUGAGCACAAAGAACACCAUCCUCAAAGCCUACGAUGGCCGCUUCAAGGACAUCUUCCAGGACAUUUUUGAGAAGCAUUACAAGCCAGAGUUUGAUAAGCUGAAGAUCUGGUACGAGCACAGACUGAUCGAUGACAUGGUCGCCCAGGUGCUGAAGUCGUCUGGAGCCUUUGUAUGGGCCUGUAAGAACUACGACGGAGAUGUGCAGUCUGAUAUCCUCGCACAGGGCUUUGGCUCUCUGGGACUCAUGACUUCUGUUCUGGUGUGUCCCGAUGGAAAGACCAUUGAGGCAGAGGCGGCUCACGGCACAGUGACCAGACACUACCGCGAGCACCAGAAGGGAAGACCCACCAGCACUAACCCCAUCGCCAGUAUCUUCGCCUGGACUCGAGGCCUGGAGCAUCGCGGCAAACUUGAUGGCAACCCUGACCUUAUAAAGUUCUCUCAGACACUAGAGAGGGUGUGUGUGGAGACUGUGGAGAGCGGGACAAUGACAAAGGACCUUGCUGGCUGCAUCCAUGGCCUUUCCAACGUCAAGUUGAAUGAGCACUAUGUUAACACCACCGACUUUCUGGACGCCAUCAAAACAAACCUGGAUAAGGCCCUUGGAAAAUGAAGAUAGUAUUCAUGGCCCCUACUUGCUUUUGUACCUCAUUUCUAACCUAAAGGUCAAAAAAAGACGUUUAACUGAAGGAAGCUAUACAUUGUAGGAUUUAUAGGCUCUUAGAGCUGUCAAUCACUUGCCUCCCUCACUGUCCAUUAUUUCAAGGUUGUAUUUUUGUAAUGUGAGAACUGUAAUAUACUGUUACACCUUGGGAACGAAGUCCACAACAAUAAAUCUGGUUUGACCACA
Boleophthalmus pectinirostris (great blue-spotted mudskipper) is the source of this 2982-nucleotide messenger RNA. RefSeq names its product isocitrate dehydrogenase (NADP(+)) 2. Gene Ontology annotation, cellular component: mitochondrion. The coding region runs from base 1 to 2745 and encodes 914 amino acids. Gene Ontology annotation, molecular function: isocitrate dehydrogenase (NADP+) activity; magnesium ion binding; protein binding. NCBI's taxonomy places the organism in Eukaryota, Metazoa, Chordata, Actinopteri, Gobiiformes, Gobiidae. Gene Ontology annotation, biological process: isocitrate metabolic process. The record is from RefSeq and is a predicted model, not a curated record. The transcript has 11 exons.